UAUAAACGGAAGAAGAUCAUAUAGAUUUUACGGACAUGCAAAAUUAUCACAGUCAACAGAUGAAUAAUUAUGGCCGACUCCCUAACACAAGACAUAUCAAUGGCGCUGUAUCGGUAUCUGUGUGAGAAGGUAGUAGGAUCAGAAGAUCAUGUUAAAACAAUCAGAUAAAUGAACACUGUCAGGGACAAUUUGUUAUGCGACUACCGUGCAGCAGUGAUAACAAGUGGAAGCUUUGGGGAAGGACUCGAUAUGAAAGGUAGUGAUUUAGAUUUUAUGUUUGUUUGCAAAGGAAUCGAAGUUUAUGAAGAUGUACAACCAAAAUUGAGUACAAGAAUAACAUAUUUUUCAAUGGAAACAGACAAUGUCAAGCCUGGUUAUACUCAGUUACUCCUAAAACAUGCGUGUUGGCAGUUUGUGUUUGAUGCCUGUGAAAAAAUAAACGGUAAAUAUUAUUGUUCGAGUGCAUUAUAUAAAGAAAUGAUCGCGAAUGAUAAGCAAACGAAAAUUCAUGGACCGUGUUUAUCCGACGAUUAUGGGUGGUUUGACAAUGCUUUUUGUUUUCAUUGCAAAUCAUGGAUAUAAAUUGCAAAAAAGUGGAUAACAAGAUCGAAUAACUCAUGGCCCUGCUAUAAUGUCAAACAAAUGAUAAUAAAACACGGAGUUCUUUUAGUACCAAUCGGAGUUCAGGGAUCAUGUGCCCCAAAGGAAGAUAUAGAAUGGCGAAUAUCUUUUUCAGUUGGUGAAAAACUUUUGAUGAAUACAUUUAGACAUACCCAAUUAUUAUGUUAUGCUCUCUUUCAAGUUCUUAUGAAAGAUGUAAAAGCUUCUUUCUCCAAAUGUCAAGAUUUACUCUGUUCAUAUUUUCUGAAAACAAUAAUUUUUUGGGUGUCGGAGGAACUACCACAAUCCGUGUGGAAACCUUACAAUCUUAUACCAUGUUUCAUGCGUUGUUUUAGCAGACUGGUGUAUUGUGUUGAACACUCAGUUUGCCAGCAUUACUUUAUUCCAGAGAACAACAUGUUUGAAAACAAGAUAGAGGGACCUGUUUGUGAAAUACUUUUAGAGAAACUAUAUACCUUGCGUAGUUACGGUUGGCGAUGCAUCUUAUUUUCAGAUCAAGUAUCUAAUUUUCGUUUGUCCAAGUUUAACUCUUAUAUCGAACCACACACAUUCCAUGUAAAUGAAGUUGAAAAAAUACUUCAUUCUAAUUCAUUUACGUUUGCAAAUAGUUUUAUGUGUACAUUAGCAAUGAAGGGUGUGUUUUUAUUGAAAAGAGGAAUUCAGCAGAUUGUUUUAAGUGAAAAAUCUUCAAUAAAAUACUUCAUAUCGUACUUCAUGUCAAUGUUCUGCACGUCACUCGCCCAGACUUUACCACUAAACAGCACGAGCAGUAAUAAUAAAUACCAAUACAGGCAGUACAAAUCCUGUCUUACUUUAAUGCUACAGAAUAUUUAUCAUGACGCUGUAUCGGGAUGGCUGAUGUUAGCGUCGUGUUUUUAUAAGACAAAACAAUACGAUAAUGCUUUACACGUUAUUGUUUAUGCAAUAUCUAAAUGCAGUCCGGAAAAACUGUAUCGCCCCAUGGCUAUGGUUGAUAUUCAUCAUCAAUUGCUUAAAAUGAAAUCAUUGCAGAAGCAAAAUAUUGCUUAUCUGUGUAAAAUAUUGUUUGUAGACUUUUGAAUUUUGACGGGAAAUGCGAACUGAUACCUGAUGAACUGACAUCAGAAAUAAUUAAUGGAGCAUAUUUUUCUUAUUCUCGAGCAUAUGCUUAUUUCCUUAAGUGUUUAUGUCAUUAUCAUCUCAAUCAUGUCAGACAAUGUCAGGAUUCCCUCGAACAUCUAGAACGGGUUAUAGUUGAACACUUUUUCAUAGCAGAUUGUGCAGAAAAUGCUAUUUCGUAUAAUAUGUUUGGUAUUGCUUUACAAUUAUCAGGUGACACUGAAUUGGCACGACAAGCGUUCUUGCAAUCUGUUAAUAUUUUGCCAUUCCAUGAAUUCAAUCCAGCCUUUAAGAGACUUUUUCAAAACAAUUGAAUGUAAUAUAAUUGUAUUCAGUUGAACAACAGAUAUUAUUAUGUGAGAAAUUUUUUAUAUAUUUUUUUGUUUGUUAUAUAUAAUAUAUGAUAACUAAAACCAUAAGUAAAUCAGUAUCAACGACAAAAUUAUAUUUUAUAAAGAAUAAUGCAGUUAUCUACCUUUCAUCGCAUAAUGUAUGUCGGGUCGUAUAAAAAAAAUUACUUAAAUUUACUGUUAAUUAAAAUGAAAUUAAAGGUGAAUGUCGCCAAGAAAGUCCAUACCAAGAACACAAAUUCAAAUUUCACCAGAAGGAAAUUUCCACAUGCUAGUCCGAAGUCAAGUAAUUCGAUAUUGAAUGUCAUUGGUUUUGGGUUGGCGUUUUUUUUUUUCCAUUAAGGUAAUUUGAUCUUCAUAAAUAUUUUCUACAGUUCUUUUAAAUUUAUCAAUUUA
Messenger RNA from Mytilus californianus (California mussel), 2465 nucleotides. RefSeq lists its product as uncharacterized. NCBI's taxonomy places the organism in Eukaryota, Metazoa, Mollusca, Bivalvia, Mytilida, Mytilidae. The transcript has 2 exons. The coding region runs from base 643 to 1680 and encodes 345 amino acids. The record is from RefSeq and is a predicted model, not a curated record.